Phragmites australis (common reed) is the source of this 2334-nucleotide messenger RNA. Its product is annotated as beta-1,2-xylosyltransferease XAX1-like. The transcript is spliced from 3 exons. Gene Ontology annotation, molecular function: UDP-xylosyltransferase activity. Gene Ontology annotation, biological process: plant-type cell wall organization. Gene Ontology annotation, cellular component: Golgi membrane. Lineage: Eukaryota; Viridiplantae; Streptophyta; Magnoliopsida; Poales; Poaceae. The record is from RefSeq and is a predicted model, not a curated record. The coding region runs from base 303 to 2039 and encodes 578 amino acids.
UCAACACGACACGAGACAAGAGCACAGCCCAUCCCACCCUGCCGAAUAAGCUCCAAAUAUAACAAAAAAAAUCUUUCCCCAACAAAUCAUCAAAUUAAUCGCACCACCAGCUUUACUGCUACAAAUGCUUCCGCCUCAGCGAUUCUCCAUCUUCUCCUUGGCUCCUCGUCCUCUUCCUCUUCUUCCCCCGGCCCCCUACUCUACCUCUCUCUCUCUCUCGUCUGCUUGAGUAAUUGGAGAGAGAGUCCACAUAGCGUAGCAUUGUAUCAGUGGAUCUUUGAGUUGCUGCUGCAGGGUCUGAUAUGACGUCCUCGGCAUACUCGCGGCCGUCGAAGCUGCCUGGCGGCGGCGGCGAGCGGAGGCUGCCGCCGCGGCUGAUGAGGGGCCUCACAUCCAAGAUCGAGCCAAAGAAGCUCGGCGUCGGCCUCGUCGCCGGCUGCUGCCUCGCGCUGCUCACCUACGUCUCCCUCGCCAAGCUCUUCGCAAUCUACUCCCCUGUAUUCGCCAGCACGGCCAACACAUCCUCCCUGAUGCAGAACUCGCCGCCGCCGUCGUCGAAGCCGUCCGUGCCAGAGACGGAGGCCAUCCCGCCGCAAGAAACACUGGCUGGUGGCGGCAAGAACGGUAACGCCGUGGAUCGCGUCGAUCUGCCGGAGGCGGCAGCGUCCGAAGAGCCUGGCCUGCCGCAAGCUGUCACGAGAAACGAGAUGGCCGCGGCGGCGGGGUCUGAAGAGCCUGGUUUGCCUGAGGCGUUUACGAGAAAGGACGACGGGGAGAAUGCGGCGGCGACCUCGGAGCCGAAGCCAUCUGCUAAGGAGAGGAAGGAGAAGCAGAGCAAUGGCGGCGCGGCGGCGGCGGGCGAAGGCAAGAUGACGUGCGACGAGAAUGGCGUCGACGAGGGCUUCCCGUACGCGCGGCCGACCGUGUGCGAGCUCUUCGGCGACAUCCGGGUCAGCCCCAAGCAGAAGACCAUGUACCUCGUGAACCCCUCCGGCGCCGGCGGCUUCGACGAGAGCGCCGAGAAGCGGCUCCGCCCCUACGCCCGCAAGGACGACUUUCUCCUCCCAGCCGUGGUGGAGGUCACAGUCAAGUCCGUCCCCUCCGCGGCGGUGGCGCCCAAGUGCACGAAGCUGCACCGCGUCCCCGCGGUGGUGUUCUCCGUCGCCGGCUACACGGACAACUUCUUCCACGACAUGACGGACGUGAUGAUCCCGGUGUUCCUGACGACAGCGCACCUCAAGGGCGAGGUCCAGCUGCUGAUCACCAACUACAAGCCGUGGUGGGUGCAGAAGUACACACCUGUGCUGCGGAAGCUCUCCAAUUACGAUGUGAUCAACUUCGACGAGGACGCCGACGUGCACUGCUUCCCGCAUGGGUUCGUGGGCCUGUACCGCGACCGCGACCUCAUUCUCUCCCCGCACCCGACCCGCAAUCCCCGCAACUACACCAUGGUAGACUACAAUCGCUUCGUCCGUGACGCUCUGGCGCUGCCGCGCGACCGGCCCGCCGUUCUCGGGGAGGAGCCCGGCAUGAGGCCCCGGAUGCUGAUCAUCUCCCGGGCGGGAACGCGCAAGCUGCUGAACCUGGACGAGGUGGCCGCGGCGGCGUCAGAGCUGGGGUUCAACGUGACGGUGGCGGAGGCGGGCGCGGACGUUCCGGCGUUCGCGGCGCUGGUGAACUCGGCGGAUGUGCUCCUGGCGGUGCACGGCGCGGGGCUGACGAACCAGAUCUUCCUCCCUACGAAGGCGGUGGUGGUGCAGAUCGUGCCGUGGGGCAAGAUGGACUGGAUGGCGACCAACUUCUACGGCCGGCCGGCGCGGGACAUGCAGCUCCGGUACCUGGAGUACUAUGUUGGCGAGGAGGAGACGAGCCUCAAGGACAAGUACCCACGGGAGCACAUGAUAUUCAAGGACCCCAUGGCCAUCCACGCGCGGGGGUGGCAGGCGCUCGCGGAGAUCGUCAUGAAGCAGGACGUCAGCGUCAACCUCAACAGAUUCCGGCCAUUCCUGCUUCAGGCGCUCGACAAGCUACAGGAGUAGGAAUUCAGCUCCAGGCUCAUGAGUCACCACGAAUCACGAGCGGCAGCCAAUUCACACCAGCAGCACAUAAGAACACGCACAGACGAACUCAAAAGGGGAAGAACUGAGGAGGCUACUACUACUGUUGCUAGGAUUAGAAAGAAAGGGAAGGAUCUUUUCCUUGAUAGAUCGAAUGGGGCGGCUUCAAAUUGGUAAUUGGUUGGUUGGUCGGUCGUUGUCUUUUGGUUUGUAACAAUUUGGAUUGUGCACCACACUACACACAAAAAUGUUAUCUCUUUUUCUGUCUUUUACUUCA